AUGCUCAUCAGCCAGCUCACUGCCCUGCUGAGUGUCCUCUGGGGGACCCAAGCCUGUAGCCGGACCUCGGAGCUGCCCCCUCUGUUUAUGCCCCGGCAAACCCCACCAGAUGCCCCGGCACCCAUCCCAGAAGAGGCCGCCUUCCAGUCCCCUACUUUGACUGGGGGCUCUGCUGAUGGGGCUGAGGGGCUCGCCAAGGGGCACCGGCAGCACCCACCUCCCAGAAGUGCUCAGGUGUCCUCUGCUCCCACCAGAGCCCGCAGCAGCUGGGAGGCUUUCCUAGGACUGCAGUCCAGCAGGGUGUCCCAAGGGUCUUCUAGUCCCAUCCUGCGAGAGCCUGGCAAGCGUGGGCUUCUGAGAAAGCAGAUGCCCCUGAAAUGGGAAAGAGAAUCUGCCAUGCCUCUGCCCCUCACCCCUCAGGAUGUCACCAAGGAGAAGUGUCAGGCAAUACCCUUCACUCAGGUGGUCUCCUGGCCCGGCUGCAAAUCCAUAAAACUCCAGAACAAGUUCUGCUUUGGCCACUGCAGUUCCUUCUACAUCCCCAGCGCGACUCCCCUCAGCUCAGCCCAGCCCCAUCUGUGCAACAGCUGCAUGCCCGCCCGGAAACGCCGGGUUCCCGUGCUCCUGUGGUGUCAGACGGACGGCGCUGCUUUCCACAAGCAGGUGAAGGUGGCAGUCUCACUGGUAGAGGGCUGCCGAUGCUUCACACACAUUUAAGUGUGGGGUCUUGACCUCUCCAUCUCCCCCCCGCCCUUCCAAGUCAUGCUGCCUCCUCACACACGCACACUGGUCCUCGCUAUCCACCCUGUUCACCCCCACGCUCAAGUGAUGUCAGGGGUGGGGUUGGGUUGCCCACCAGCUCAUCCUUCAUAACUGCCAUCACUCCUGGAGCUGUCUCUCAGCUUGGAUCCCCUGCCUGCUGAAGGGCCCGUCUUUCCCUGAGGUGACACCGAGCUCCUCCUCAUAGACUCUGGUGACGAAAGGCCCAUCUUGCCUGACCCAUGUUUGACUCUGACAUGGGGGAGCUGGACUCUCAGGGAUAACCAGAAUCUAAGGGCAGGAAGGGCAUUCCCUCCUGGUCCCCAUAACCCCCUCCGCCCUACACCUGGGGGUCUGAGCCUUACCCCUCGGCCUUCUGGACUGUAUUUAGAUGAGAAGAAGGUGUCUCCAGUAUCACAGUCAGGCCCAUAAUUCUCCUGCUCCUUCCACUGGCUCAAUCCCAACCGGAGA
This is a messenger RNA of Tachyglossus aculeatus (Australian echidna), 1230 nucleotides long. RefSeq names its product DAN domain BMP antagonist family member 5 (gene DAND5). NCBI's taxonomy places the organism in Eukaryota, Metazoa, Chordata, Mammalia, Monotremata, Tachyglossidae. Gene Ontology annotation, biological process: determination of heart left/right asymmetry; signal transduction involved in regulation of gene expression. The record is from RefSeq and is a predicted model, not a curated record. The transcript is spliced from 2 exons. Bases 1 to 717 code for a protein of 238 amino acids. Gene Ontology annotation, molecular function: morphogen activity.